Oreochromis niloticus (Nile tilapia) is the source of this 2873-nucleotide messenger RNA. RefSeq names its product ras-related protein Rab-8A. The record is from RefSeq and is a predicted model, not a curated record. The transcript has 8 exons. Bases 66 to 686 code for a protein of 206 amino acids. Gene Ontology annotation, molecular function: GTPase activity; GTP binding. Lineage: Eukaryota; Metazoa; Chordata; Actinopteri; Cichliformes; Cichlidae.
GGGCGUCAUUCCAGCUUAUUUACAUUGCUUCCUUACCGGGCGGGAUUUCCGCAAUAAUAUCAAGUAUGGCGAAAACAUACGACUAUUUGUUUAAAUUACUGUUAAUCGGAGACUCUGGUGUCGGGAAGACCUGCGUCCUGUUCAGGUUUUCGGAAGACGCCUUCAAUUCAACGUUUAUCUCAACUAUAGGCAUUGAUUUCAAGAUUAGGACAAUAGAGCUUGACGGCAAGAAGAUAAAGUUACAAAUAUGGGAUACAGCUGGUCAGGAACGCUUCCGAACAAUCACAACAGCCUACUACAGAGGUGCAAUGGGCAUCAUGCUCGUCUACGACAUCACAAACGAAAAAUCCUUUGAAAAUAUCAAGAACUGGAUAAGGAAUAUAGAAGAGCAUGCAUCAGCGGACGUUGAGAAGAUGGUCCUUGGCAACAAAUGUGACAUCAAUGACAAGCGGCAGGUGUCCAAAGAGAUGGGGGAAAAGCUUGCACUAGAGUAUGGAAUAAAGUUCAUGGAGACCAGCGCAAAGUCCAACAUCAACGUGGAAAAUGCGUUUUUGACGCUCGCCAGAGACAUCAAAUCAAAAAUGGACACAAAAUUGGAGGGCAACACACCGCAAGGAAGCAGUCAGGGCGUAAAGAUCUCAGAGCCUCAGAAAAAGACCAGCUUCUUCCGCUGUAGCCUACUCUGAGGACUGAGGCCUUUCAUACUGACUGGACAUAAAUAGACUGUUCUUGCUCUUAGCACUUCCUCCCCCUUUCUCUCCGGCUAUGGUCAGUCCUCUCAGCCCACGUAAGCCAUUAUAUUGUCAGUAAAUGGAGGACUUCCCCUCCUUGCUUCCUCUUCUGAAAGCUUCCAGAGUUUCAUCUUUUCCAUUUUAAGGAUAAAUGUUGACUUCAUGGGUCACAGUGCUCUGCUGGUUGGAGGACUCAGCCAGGAGCAUUAUCCAGAUGUUCCAUUUAACACAAAGGAAUGGGCUCUUACUCCAGAUGUUAGUCUCUUCAUUAUCCUCACUCACUCAUUCACGCAACCGGUAGCAGAACCAGGGAUGAGAAGUCAUUAAUAGUUUGUGGACUGGAUUACAAAUGUGAUAUAUUUAGAUCUAUUUUUAAUAGCACUCUUUCCCUUUUUUUAUGUGACAAAUUUCAACCAGAGGCCGAUGAGCUUGAAUUGCUGUCAAACAGAGCUGUACAGGUUUCCUUUUCACUGUCAGUCAAGGAUCAGACAGAGAAUGAGCUGACAGCACUGCUCUUGUUGUCCUUGACAAUCAUUUUUUUGUGACUGAAAAUGAUUACUCCACCAUUGGUGCAUUCACCUCCUUUCAGUGAGUGAUGAAGAGCAAUAUAUUAUCUUAAACUACAGUUUUUGUCAUUCUAAUGAUGAAAAUGCAAGUACUCUGUUUAGGAACAUUUCUCUAUGUAGCAAAUGACCAGUCUUAAAUUUGUAAUAAUAGGAUUACUGUGACAGUGAGUCCUUAAUUUAUAGUUUAAAAUCACAGCCUGUUUAAAGCCACUAAAGAUGUCCCUUAAUUUAGGGAAAUUAAGGGACUUUUUAAACGAUCUAUUAUUGAAGUUUGUUUAUCUCCAUUGACCUGUCACCUCAGCUCUUAAGUAAAAUAGAUUGAGUGUUUUAAGCUUUGAGAUUGAUGUCUGAAUUUUUUCUGUCAGCUCUUAGUCGCAGUUAAGCUGAAUGACGUCUCUGGUUGUUUGAUGAGCAGUUAAAAUCACUUGAAGUUUCACACUGUAAGCCCCUUUUGCCCCUUCCCUGCUGUCAUGCAGCUCUCCUUGCACUUUACCAGUAAAUUGUGGUUCGUGUGUAGUCUGUGCCAAGUGAUAGUUUUGCAAUACAGUACAGCUAUAAAUUUCUUUUGCUCCUUUUGAGUCUUGGUAAUAUAAAGGACAUAUAUUACCAACAUUUUACAACACCCAAAGGACUCAAUCUCCUCUGGUAGUUCACAGCUAGCAGUCCACUGCCCUGUUAUUAGUUCUCUUAAAAACGUUUCCUUACUCAGACUGUAAGUUAUUUCAGCAUAUAUCUGUGCGUAAGAGAUAAAAGUCUUUAAGCCUCUCUUUUUUAUACUACUGUGCUUGCCAACCCAUAGUUUAAAAGUAAUAUUUUAUGAGUUUACAUAGAGAUGGCUUGAAUUAAGCUAAAGAUGGCCCUGUUUGGGGUAUUCUGCGUUCUUUUACAGGUUUGUUUUUCCCCAUUGUGGACAUUAGAUCUGACAGCUAGGUGGCGCCAGAAGCACACGGUGCAUCUUAGGUGACUGCCAAACUUCAAAUAUGAAUCAGUAUUUUAUUAGAGACAGCUAAUUUGGGGAGUGUGAUGCAAUUAUGUACACUCCACCUGUGUUGAGCUUAAAUGUGGAUUCUCAGUCUGUUUCCAUUGUUUCUAUGUUUAUGUUAGUCUUAAAAUCAAGUUCCUACAUGCACAGUAUGGGACAAUAGGUUUCAUGCACCUUUGUAAUAUCAAAUAAUUUGGGACCUCAUGAAUACCAUGGCCAUUUGUCUUAACCACUAGUAAUCUAUUCUGUCAUAGGUGAGCUAUGCAUUGUGAAUCUCGGACCUGUGCGUGUGUGUAAUGUACUUUUUUUUCAGACAUACCUACAGAGCUGUACAGUUGAAUGUAUGGGCUUUUGUUAUUUUUGUUUUGUGUCAUUCACUGAGCCAAAAAAGAGAGGACACGCUCUGUUUAUUUAAAGCAGCAUUGGUGCAUCAUUGCAGGUGAAAUUUAGCACAGCGGGGUACUGUUGAGCGGGAAGAGAGCGGAUGUCGAAAUGUGAGGACGGCACCGUUUUGUUCGAGCUUUAAGUCAUAAACAGAAACAUAGGGAGCAAACUUUUAUGGGACUCGAGCUGUAUCAUUUUUUUUUUCUGAAA